AUGUGCAAAGGAAGAAGAAAUAAUUCAAGCAUGGGUCAAGCUAAUAAUAAGCAGCGAGGAUCGGAGCAAAUAUCUUUUAUGUUGAAAAUUUUAAUGUUGACCUUAUGUGUUAGCAAAACAACUCAACUGGGUUUAAUAACGUCUUCAUCAUCGUACUCGGUGGGAAAUAUUCAAGGUUGUAAAAUUUCUAUUUCAAAUAAUGAAUUUUAUGACUACCAAGAAUUUCCGCAUAAUAAAAAUAAACUAAAAUUUCUUCGAUGUAAUAAUAUCACAGUUGCAGAUAUCAAUCGUGAUAAGCAUGUCUCCGAUGUUAUUUAUAAAGGAGUCAUACUAGAAAAUGUAAAAAUAAAAACAUCAGACGAACUAACAGUGAUUAGUGAGCAACAGACUGAAAUUAUAAAGUAUGCCAAUAGUGAAUUAAUGGAUGAGCAGCUUCAAAAAAUAUUCCAAGAGAGAAACUGGAUUGGACUCAAGGUACUGGAUGUGAAUGGCAAUCGAAUAGAAAAACUGAAUCGAAAAACUUUUAAAAAGACUCCUCAACUUCGUGUUUUAAAUCUCUCUCAUAAUCACAUUAAACAAUUGGAUGACAGCGGAAUGUUCGAAGAUCUUCAUAAUCUAAAUGAAUUAUAUUUGGGUAGUAACAAACUCACAAACUUUAGUAAGAGUGAUGAAGUUUUUCACAAUCUGAAACAACUCACUAUUCUUGAUCUUUCAAAUAACACAAUUAACAAUAUCGAACGUCAUAUGUUCAAUGGAUUGGACAGUCUUAUUAAGAUUAACAUGUCAAAUAAUAAACUUUAUAUUUUACCAUAUCAAGUGUUUGAAAGUAUGAAAUCAGUUGAAGUGGUUGAUCUAUCAUAUAACAUGCUCAUUUCAUUCCUCGACAAUUUUUUCGUUCACAAUACAAAGAUGAAAGUUCUUAAAUUGGACCACAAUAGGAUUGCAAAAAUCAACAAGAAUUCAUUGUACGGUUUGAAGGUUCUUAACGCACUCGAUCUUUCCUAUAAUGAUCUUUUCACAGUUGAUCGUAAUGCAUUUGACACUCUCGAUGCAUUAAAGUUCUUAAAUCUCGCAAAUAAUCAGAUUCAAUUACUCUCAGCAAACGUUUUUCUGUCUUUGAAGCAAUUACAUUCACUUGACUUGAGUAAUAAUAAAUUGAUAAAUCUACCAAUUGGCAUUUUUGCUCAUCAGUAUGAAUUGAGUGAUUUGAGAAUAGACAACACUCACCUUACUAAGCUCAGCAAUUGGAUCAGUAGGAGUAACACAAACGAAACAAUCAAUACACAAAUUCUGAAUAAUUUAAAAUAUGUUUCCUUAAAAAACAGCACACAUCUGACUGAUGUCGAGUCAUGUUUUCUCCAAAAUAUGAGGAAUGUUGAGAGACUUUACAUAACGAAAAGUCAAAUAUGUUCCUGGCCACAAGGAAUCGAUAAAAUGAAAAAUUUGGUGGAACUUGACUUGUCUGAUAAUCGUUUGGAGUUCAUACCGCAAGGUAUAAAAUACUUAAAUGAACUUCAAUUGCUAAACCUCCUAGGGAAUGAUCUUCAAUGCGAUUGUCAUAUGUUUUGGAUGAUAAGUUGGAUUGAUGAACUAAAACUAAAAAAUCAAACAUUACCUUACGAGCUCCUAAGACUUUCAGAACUUAAAUGCAGAAACGGUUAUCCGGGUGACAUCAUUCGGGUAUUGCAACAUAUAAAUUGCGUGAAACCCUAUUUAAUCUAUGCAACUAAAGAUCAGGAAUAUCAAAUAUUCACUGAUGUCAUUCUCGAGUGCAGUUUCGCUGGAAUUCCGGCACCAGAAAUCGUAUGGAGAACACCACAUGGAGAAAUUCUUCGACUGAAUGAAAAUGUCCCUACAAGUUUCUCAACUAGACUUCAACUUGAACAACUCCAUCAUUCGGUUCUUAAAGAUACCCUCAUAAAUUUGAGAUAUCACGAAGUCAUUGAAAAUUCUAUGCAAUCAAAGAAUUUAAGUGAAAAACAUCGACAAGGACAUGGCAUAACGUUACUCGAAAAUGGACGUUUGAAAGUUCAAAAUAUAUCAAGAUUGGACAGUGGACUUUACUCUUGUUUUGCAGUCAAUAUUAUGGGCAAUUCGACAAAUGAUGUUAGUGUGAUCAUGGAGGGAAUAAAGGAUGUUUCGUCGCAGACAGUAUCGGAAGCCGUUACAAAAUCUACAACAAAUUCAGUGAAUCCUUCACUCCUUACAAAAAUCACAGAAAUAGUUUCAAAUGAGUCACGUGAUGAAAGUCAUGGGACAAUGAAGGGGAUGCGCUUCUCUAAUGUUGACUACACCGUGUUUUUCAUAAUGUUGGCAAUGUCAGCCCUAAUUGGAAUUUAUUUUGGAUUUAUUUCGAAAAAGAAACAAAACAAUACAGAAGAAUAUUUGUUAGGAGGGAAGAAGAUGAAUUUCUUUCCUAUCGCAGCUUCUUUAAUUGCAAGUCAUAUUAGUGGAAUUACGUUGAUGUCCAUUCCAGCAGAAAUGUAUGCAUAUGGGACACAAUAUUCCGUCAUGAUUGUAUCAGCCUUUACUGUUGGUUUUGCAUUGAUUUAUAUUUAUCUUCCGGUCUUCUAUGAACUGCAAUUAACUUCUUCAUUUCAAUAUCUUGAGCUCCGGUUCGACAAGAGCGUGCGUUUGACUGCAAGCUGUAUUUACGCAAUAUCAGUCAUCAUUUUUGUACCGAUCAUUGUCUAUGUGCCAGCGCUUGCAUUCAGUCAAGUUUCAGGAAUCAACCUUCAUAUUAUCACUUUGAUCACAAGUAUAAUUUGUAUAUUCUACACGACAGUCGGAGGUCUUAAAGCUGUAGUUUGGACUGAUACACUUCAGUUUCUUGUUAUGAUUGGUGCGAUAUGUUGCGUUAUAUUUCUAGGCUUAGAUACGACUGGUGGAGUUGAAAAUGUAUGGAAAGCAGCUAAUCGUGGCGAGAGAAUAAUCUUUUUUAAUAUGGACCCGAAUCCUUUCGUUCGAUCAUCAUUUUGGACGGUUUCAAUUGGUUUAACAACCUUAUGGAUCUCUAACCUUGGCGUCAGUCAGACGUGUAUUCAAAGAUUUCUUGCUGUUCCUGAUAUAAAGUUCGCUAAAAAGUCUGUUUGGAUCUUUGUGUUUGGCUUGAUAUUUAUAAAAGGCGCUUCUUGCAUUGUCGGUCUUAUCAUGUAUGCGAAAUAUGAAGAAUGCGAUCCUAUCGCAAUGAAACAAAUAGAUAAGGUCGAUCAAAUACUUCCAUUUUUUGUAAUGGAAGUUGCUGGAAAAAUUCCCGGUUUGCCUGGAGUUUUUAUUGCUGGAAUUUUUUCAGCUGCACUUUCAUCAAUGUCUUCUGGUCUGAAUACUUUAGCUGGCACCAUUUACGAAGAUUUUAUUCGGUGUCACUAUCCAAAGGCAUCUGAAAAACGUGUCAGUGAUGUAAUGAAGCUUCUGGUUGUUAUUUUAGGAAUUUUAAUACUUUCACUGGUAUUUGUUGUCGAGCAUAUGGGCCAAGUGUUUAGAAUUUCAAUAGCAGUAUCGGGACUCACAGCAGGAGCUCUUUUAGGAUUAUUUACAAUUGGCAUGAUGUCACGUUAUGUCAAUACAAAAGGAGUGAUUUGUGGUGCAGUUGGAUCAAUGAUCGUUGUUGGAAUUAUCAUGAUUGGAGCACAGUCCUUACCGAAACAUCCACCGCUAGCAUCGAGAGUCGAUGGUUGUGAAAAAGAUUUUAACAUCACUUUCUUGUCAGACCUUAAUAAAGAAAUAGAUGAGAAGUCUGUUGACGAUAUUCCGCUAGUAUUUAAGCUUAGCUUCAUGUAUUACACACUUCUUGGAACAACUUUACUCAUCAUUAUAGCCUACAUUGUCAGUGCCUUCACAGGUGGUUGUGAGCCUUUUGAUGAGCGCUUAUUGGCUCCAUUUAGAAGAAGUAAAAACUGGGAAUCCAGAAUUAAAAAAAAUGAAAACGUGGAAGUUUUAUACAAAGAAAUUCAUCCACUAGAAGAACUUAGAAAUAUUGUUGCAUCGUCUGAAAGAAGAUUAUUACUCAUCGAUCCAAUUAUUUUUCUACAAGUGAAAAUGGACGCUUUGUUGACCGGAUCUAUUUGUGCACUUGGGUUCCUUAUAUUGACGCUCAUAUUUCAAAUCAUUAGAAAGAUUUUCAUACGGUUUCGCAUCAUCGAAAAGAUCUGUAUGAAUUGCUGUUCUUUAUGCUACAGAAAUGACAAAACAAAGACAAAAGCUCGACAAAUUUAUGCUAUGCUUGAUAGCAUUGAACAUUACAAGAGUCAGCAGUUAGAGAAAUUGAGAGAGAAUUAUAAUCAGCAGGUCGCAAAAAUUCGUGAAAAUUGUACUCAACAAUGUGAUUGGAUUCAGAACAGCUACUCGUCUCAAGCAAAAAAUCUUCGUGACAUUCGCGAUAUUGGCAGCCAUCAUAUCUCUUCGAUGAGGGAUCAAUACAAUGAUCAAGUGAGACGUGUUCGUGAUUAUUCAACUGGUCAAUUAAAUUGGGUUCGUGAAAAUUAUGUGUUUCAACGUAACAAAAUUCGUAAAUUCAGUGCCCAUCAAGCAUUAAGAUUAAGAGAAGGCUACAAAUAUCAACAGCAAACACUAAACAAAGUUCUCGAGAAUCUUCCAAGUUUUUAUUUUGAAAAUUGUCGCGGUCGUGUUGAUGACGACGAUGAUAAUCAGACAAUGGAUGAAAAUUUUGAAAUUUAUCUGAAAACAAAAAUUGAAAAACUUUCGCAGAUUGAAACAGAAAAUCUCGACUGCAAAUCUCGAGAUUAUCAUGAACAUUUUAGCGCCAAAUCAUUCGAUGAAAGUAAAGCGUCGGUGUAUUUUACGCCUAAUGAUGGACAUUUCAGUCCACAACCACUUCAAGGAUCUCCUAUUCACAUCAAUUAUAUCAGCGAAGAAGUGAAUGAUUCUGAGGUAGCCAGUUAUAGUGGAGAUUGGCAUGGUUUAGUCAGUCAACCUGAGUUGAGAAAUCAUCAUCCAGGAAAGAGAAAUAAUUUGACAUUUGCAAGAGAUUAUAUCGAUGAGACUGAAGAGUCUUCAAUGGGGAAUUUUAUUAUUCCCGAUCCUGAUUACAGAAACUAUAAUGUUCGUGGAUCUUCCAGUGAACAAUCUCAGAAUGAUAUGAAAACUACAUCAUUACUGUCACUAUCGUCAACAAACUCAAAUACCGAAUGGAGUAGCAAAGCAAGAAAGAAGGAAAAAGUGCAUAAUGAAAAUCGACAAAGAUCGCGUCAUUCAGUUGAGCAUGAGACUCUUCUAAUGCAUGACAGGAUGGAGAAAGCUGUGAGCACAGGUGCUAGACCAAAGAUUUAUUAUGGAAGAAACAAUUAUAAGGACAGUUGUGUUGAAAAAGCUGCCAAUGAAAUAAAGAAAAUAAAUUACCAAGUGAAGCUCGAUGAAAAAACUGGAAAGUGUAUAUCAACAUCAGCGAAUAAUAAAAGUGAUGUUCCAGCUACUUGUUAUAGCAAUGAAAAUCCAGUAAUUAUAGAGAAGAAUUUAAAUAGUCAUACAAGUAGCAGCCUUCCAGACCUUCAAACGACAUCAUUUUCAUCUCCUUCGUCGAUAGCUACGUCGAUUUCUUCGAUAAGUAACAAUCAAAUAAUGCAAGGAAACAGAAAAAAAAUGGCUUUACUAUUGAAGGAAUCGCUAGAAAACGACAAUUGCAUUAAUCAAGUUGAUUGCGCAACAAAAGGCGAAGGCGAAAAAAGCGGAAAUAACAUCAAAAUGAAUAUUGAUACAACAUCAAAUAAUUCAUCAUCGACGUCUUCAAAUAAUAUUGAAUCCGAUCUGGAGGCUAUAUCCACAAAAGAUACAUUGUAAAAUUCUUGUGAUUAAAAAAAUUGGGAUGCUGAUUUUGGGUCUUUAAAACUAUUAGGCAUUAGUUUGAGAUUUUCGUUAUAUUUACAUGUAGAUGAAAUCAUUACUAACCGUGGAAUUGCGAUGAACUAAUCGCUCAAUGAACAAAGUCAGUUCAGCGACGUAACAAAUUGUUGCGUAAACUCGUUUUUUUGAACCACUAAUAAACAGACUUGGCUUGAAUUGAAUCGUAACAAGUCGAACAAUAAGACAAUUCUUAUUGCUUAAUUUUUCUUUACGACUUGAUUUUUUACUUACAAAAAGUUUACGACUUGUUAAUUCGACGAUUCGUAAAUUUAGUGGUGCGAAUUAGACAAACGUUUAUAAGUUUAUCGCUCUUCCACUGUAAUAGUUUUUCAAUAUGAUUUAUUCACCCAAGUUCAUCAUCAAAUAGUUCUUCUCCAAAAGUAUGUUUAUUUUCCGAGAAUCUUCUAAGUUUCUUGGAAUUUUCUUAGUGUUGUCGGUCAAUUUUUUCUGAUGAAUUAACCCUUGGUUUUUGUUAAUCUCAAAUUUUUAAUUUCUCCAAUUAUCAUCAUCAAAUCAGAAUUUAAUCGAAAGAACAGUAGAAUGAUAAUUUAUAUGAAUGAUGAAAACAAAAAGAAUUAAAAUUUUAUGAAAGGUAACAUCAGAUAAAAUUUAGUCGUGAAAACGUAAAAAAUAUUUAUCAACUUCAAGUGGGAAUCGGAAUUCUUCUAAGGAUGGAAGUUUUGAUACCGAAAUACGUUUAAAGGACAGUGUUAAUUAUAGUGUAAGUCUAAGUGUGUUUCUGCAUUCGUAUUCGGUGAUCUUUUGAUCUUCUGUUAUCUUUUACAAAAUAUUAAUUCUGUUUGUAAUAUUUUUCAAGUUGUUUUGUGGUUUAAAUUUCUUUCUCAAUAUGUAAAAUGUAUAUAUAAAUAUAUAUCUAAAGAUACACUACUAAGAGGAAUAAAAGAUUUCAAAAAUGUUAGAGAAAUG
Clunio marinus is the source of this 6786-nucleotide messenger RNA. The record is from the annotation of a GenBank genome assembly. Lineage: Eukaryota; Metazoa; Arthropoda; Insecta; Diptera; Chironomidae.